Auanema sp. JU1783 is the source of this 204-nucleotide messenger RNA. The record is from the annotation of a GenBank genome assembly. NCBI's taxonomy places the organism in Eukaryota, Metazoa, Nematoda, Chromadorea, Rhabditida, Rhabditidae.
AUGCCGGAGCGAUAUUUUAGAGAAAAUUAUAUCUUUGAUAUAAUUCCACUCUCUGGAGAAAAACAUACUGCAGAGUUUAUUGAAGAUAAACUUGUCAAAUCAAUCCCUAUAUUGGAAUUGUCAAGAUCCCGUACGCUGACCGUAGAUGGUGCUUCGAAUUUGAAAAAGAUGUGUGAGGAGAUGACCAAAAGAAGGCAAGCUUAA